Messenger RNA from Conger conger (European conger), 4244 nucleotides. Its product is annotated as mitogen-activated protein kinase kinase kinase kinase 3-like. The record is from RefSeq and is a predicted model, not a curated record. NCBI's taxonomy places the organism in Eukaryota, Metazoa, Chordata, Actinopteri, Anguilliformes, Congridae. The coding region runs from base 153 to 2849 and encodes 898 amino acids. The transcript is spliced from 34 exons. Gene Ontology annotation, biological process: protein phosphorylation. Gene Ontology annotation, molecular function: ATP binding; MAP kinase kinase kinase kinase activity.
UUCAUGCGCACGCGUAUUGCGCAGUGGAAGCCAUGUUAAACUUAUUGAAGUAGAGAUUUUUCCCUACGCCGUUGUUUUUUAGUGUAUUUCUUCAAGGGUUUUAAAUUGGUGUCCCAAAAACAAACCUAUCGGAUUGCAAAACGGGGGUUCAGAUGAUGAAUUCCAAUUUUGACCUCUCCAGGCGAAAUCCGCAGGAGGAUUUCGAGCUAAUUCAGAGGAUAGGAAGCGGCACAUACGGAGAUGUCUAUAAGGCACGAAAUGUCAACACUGGGGAACUGGCAGCCAUUAAAGUCAUCAAGCUGGAACCGGGUGAGGAUUUUGCUGUGGUGCAGCAGGAGAUCAUCAUGAUGAAGGACUGUAAGCACUCCAACAUCGUGGCAUAUUUCGGCAGCUAUCUCAGGAGAGAUAAAUUAUGGAUAAGCAUGGAGUACUGUGGAGGAGGAUCUCUGCAGGAUAUUUAUCAUGUGACGGGGCCUCUGGUGGAACCACAGAUAGCCUACAUGUCCCGAGAAACUCUACAGGGUUUAUAUUAUCUCCACAACAAAGGAAAAAUGCACAGAGAUAUAAAGGGAGCAAAUAUCUUAUUAACAGACAACGGGUAUGUGAAACUAGCCGACUUUGGCGUCUCGGCCCAGAUCACUGCCACGCUAGCCAAGAGGAAGUCCUUCAUCGGCACCCCCUACUGGAUGGCCCCAGAAGUGGCUGCGGUGGAGAGGAAGGGUGGCUACAACCAGCUCUGUGACAUCUGGGCCGUGGGCAUUACUGCCAUCGAGCUGGCUGAGCUGCAGCCCCCCAUGUUCGACCUACAUCCAAUGAGGGCUCUCUUCUUGAUGACAAAAAGUAACUUCCAGCCACCCAAGUUGAAAGACAGAGUGAAGUGGUCAAACAAUUUUCAUCAUUUUAUUAAAAUGGCCUUGACGAAAAAUCCAAAGAAAAGGCCAACAGCCGAAAAACUGCUACAGCACCCCUUCAUCUCACAGCCCCUGACUCGCACUCUGGCCAUCGAGCUCCUGGACAAAGCCAGCAACCCCGACCACACGCACUACCCCGACUUUGACGACGAUGACCCUGAGCCUGAGAGUCCUGUGGCAGUGCCACAUCGAAUCCGUUCCACCAGCAGGAGUGCCCGGGAGGGGAAGACGCGGUCCGAGAUCAACUUUGACCAAGUGCAGUUUGACCGCCCCCUCAGGAAGGAUACGGAGCCUCAUUAUGAGCCGCCUGACUCUGACGAUUUUUUGGACUGUGUGGAAGAAAUGUACUACACUGCAAGAUCUAAUCUGGACAUCCCACUGGACCCUGCUGAUAGCCCCCAGGGCAGCUCCCUCCUGACAACAAACAAGAGUCUUCUGAAGUCUGUCGAUGAGGAACUGCAACAGAGCUCCUCCAGCUCAACUAUGAGACCCAAGUGUCCCCCGCCGCUGCCCCCAAAGCCAAAAUCCAUCUGCAUCCCUCAAGACAGUCCUGGAGGGGACGACAGCACUAUCAAGCGCUGUCCCUCAUCGGAAAGCCCCGUCAGGCCCGCCUCCUGCGUGCCCCCCCGGCCCCCACCCCCCCGACUGCCCCUCCACAAGCGCAGCAGCCUAGGCAAUGGAGUUAGCCCCUCUCAGGUGAAUGGAGAGAAGGCCCGUGCCGGGGGGGAGAGACAGUCCACCAUGCCCCCUACUGUCCCCAUACGGAAGGACAAGAAGGACCUUCCGAAGCCAAUCAGUAACGGCCUUCCACCCACCCCCAAGGUUCAUAUGGGAGCUUGUUUCUCCAAGGUCUUCAAUGGCUGUCCAUUAAAAAUACACUGUGCCACCUCCUGGAUCAACCCAGACACGAGGGACCAGUAUUUGAUUUUCGGAGCAGAGGAAGGGAUUUACACCCUGAACCUGAACGAGCUGCACGAGACCUCCAUGGAGCAGCUGAUUCCUCGCCGGUGUACCUGGCUCUAUGUCAUGAACAACAGUUUGCUCUCCAUAUCUGGAAAAGCCUCCCAGCUGUACUCUCAUAGUCUGGCAGGCCUGUUCGAGCACGCUCGGCAAAUGCAGAAGUUACCGGUCGCCAUUCCUACUCAUAAACUUCCAGACAAAAUGAUUCCCAGGAAAUAUUCCAUAUCCGUUAAGAUUCCAGAUACAAAAGGAUGCCAAAAAUGCUGCGUAGUGAGGAAUCCAUACACAGGUCACAAAUACCUGUGUGGGGCCUUCCAGUCCAGUGUGGUUCUGUUUGAGUGGGUUGAGCCCAUGCAGAAGUUCAUGCUCAUCAAGACCAUGGAGGUGCCUCUGCCGUGCCCUCUGGAGGUGUUUGAGAUGCUGGUGGUGCCCGAGCAGGAGUACCCACUCAUCUGCAUGGCUGUCAGCAAGGGCUCGGAGCAGAGCCAGGAGGUGCACUUUGAGACCGUCAACCCCAACUCCACCUCCUCCUGGUUCACCCAGUCAGACGCGCCACAGUCCUGUGUAAUCCAUGUCACUCAGCUGGAGAGAGACACGAUACUGGUCUGCCUCGAUCGCUGCAUUAAGAUAGUGAAUCUGCAGGGGAGACUGAAGUCCAGCAGGAAGCUGUCUGCGGAGCUGACCUUCAACUUCCUGAUUGAGGCCAUAGUGUGUCUCCAGGACAGUGUUCUGGCCUUCUGGAAGCAUGGCAUGCAAGGGCGAAGCUUCAAAUCUAACGAGAUCACACAAGAAAUUUCCGACAACACAAGAAUUUUCCGGCUAUUAGGAUCUGACAGAAGCGUCAGUACAGCAGAGGGUACAGGGAAUGAUGAUCCCAGGUGUCUGUCCAGAGUUGUGGUGCUGGAGAGCCGACCAACAGACAACCCCACGGCAGACAGCAACUUGUACAUCCUGGCUGGACACGAGAACAGUUACUGACCGCACUGCAUCAUGGGAAUGGAGCUCACUGCAGAGAACACUACUCACCUAGCAACAGAGCAAGAUCUGCUACUUAGCAUGCUUACUUCCCGCUUUCCAUUUUCUUCAUUCUAAUAUUUUUUAUUUAUUGUAGCAUGUAACAAAGAUGCAGAGGACAUUUCUUUUUUCAUUAUGAUUAUAAUGAUAAUUUUUUGUGUUGCCAUUCCGCUCGUAUCUUCUCUUCCACGCAAGUGCAAAAUUGACUUAUAUUUAAUUGUAAAUAUAAAUAUAGUAUUUUUUGAAGGAAGUGAAACUACACUAAAGACUGGUUAUGUAGAUAUUGGUGCAUAUAUGUUGUACAGGGGUCCAGACUGUACAUUUGUAAAGGUUGCUGCGUGUUGGAAAUUGUUAUUGGGGUACUACUUCAAAAAGGGCUGGUCUGGCUAAGUCCUAAUUUGUGAGGUGCAGUUCUAUAAAAGUAUUUGUUGCAGUGAGAAGCAGAGGACAUGUCAACCCUAAUGACACAGAUGUAUAUUUUCUAAUGAUAUGAUUUGCGAAUAUUAAAUAAUUCUUAAUUUUAAAGCUUUUAAUCUUAAGCCAUUUACCAUAUAGAUUAUUUGUGUUUCAAUUCUGUGGAAUACACUGGUGUAAGAAUUUGCACAAAAUGGCUUUGAAAAAUGUGAUUUUAAUGUAUAUAUCUGUGUUAAUUAAUGUGUAAACCAUAUACUUACAUGCAGUAUAUAGUAGGUAUAUGUGGAUUUACAUAUGUGGUGUGUGUAUACAUGGGUAUACACAUCUUUAUGCAUAGGUAUGUACUCACAAGCUGUGACACCGAUGUUGUGUUUCACUAUAGAUUAUAAAAUGAGCAGUAACAGGUUCUGUUCCUGACAGAACUGUAAUAAGCCCUACAUUGGAGGUUUUAAGGUUAAACACUUUUUCCACAGCUGAGGUAAGUUGUAGGGCAUUACAUUACAGUGGUACCAAUAGUCUUGAUUAUUUUAAGUAGUAAUUCUCAAAAGCUCUUUACAAUUAUGUAGACCAGUCUAGAGAGCGAGAAUGAGAGAGAAACAUGCCUUUCUGUUGGUCAUAGCUGUGAGGUUAAGUUUGUCUGUUUUAUUUUUUUAUGUUAUGCCAAAAUAUGUGUCUUUUUGAAGAUAUGGCCAAAAUGAGUUGCGUGUCUCUACCUCGUGCAAUGUUGUCUUAAAAAUAUGGAUUCUUUUGAAUGCCAGUUGGUAAAUCGACUUGAUAUUGUCUGUACGUGAAGAUAGUAAAAUGCACACUACGCAAUUAUUGCAAUGGAAUCUCUUUCCACAACUUGGAGGUGUAAAAAUUACAAACUAGUUCUUUUCUGCAAUGUUAACAUUUUCAUGCAAUGCAUUAUGUAUAUACUGUAAAAUAAAAAAUCAAUUGAUUUUA